Messenger RNA from Colletotrichum phormii, 2679 nucleotides. RefSeq names its product WD repeat domain-containing protein. Lineage: Eukaryota; Fungi; Ascomycota; Sordariomycetes; Glomerellales; Glomerellaceae. Gene Ontology annotation, biological process: glutathione catabolic process; proteolysis. The transcript has 2 exons. The record is from RefSeq and is a predicted model, not a curated record. Gene Ontology annotation, molecular function: peptidase activity; protein binding. The coding region runs from base 1 to 2679 and encodes 892 amino acids.
AUGCGGUCCGCCAUUGCGGCCUCCGACCUCUCCACGAACCUGAGCGACACGGACGACUGCCCCCAGGUCGCCCCCGAACUCCUCCACAAUCUCAAGCACGACAGCUCCGUUCUCGCCCUCGCCGUCAGCUCCGAAAACGAUCGCAUAUACGCCGGCACCCAGGAUGGUGAGAUCGUCGUGUGGUCGCUGGCCACCUUCCACCAGGAGCGCAUCGUCCAGGCGCACAAGAACAGCGUGCUGAGCCUGUUCCUCACCCCCGACGGCUCAAUGCUGUUCUCGAGCGCCGGAGACCCUCUCAUCAACGUCUGGUGCCCCAAGACGAUGAAGCGGCUGUACGAGAUUUAUAGCACCUACGACGUUGGCGACAUCUUUUCCGUGGCCUAUAGCGCCCAGCACGAGACGGUGUACGUUGGCGCGCAAAACACCUCGAUACAAUGGGUCAGCCUCACCGAUCCGAAUAACCGUACCGCCCACGACUCUGCACAACAUCCCGACCGUCGGAAUCAUAGGUUCUUCGACUCGCGAGCUGUAGGAGGCACCACGACGCCACGCCGUAACGAUGAGAGGUGGACUUUGAUCCCGCGAUCUGAAAAGGUGGUGGAAAUUCAUCCGGGGGCUCUACAGAUGUUUGCCCACUAUGGCUAUGUCUACUCGAUGCUCAUGGCCAAGGGCCCGACGGUGCUUGUGGAGCCUGACGAGGAGGUGCUCAUCUCGGGCGGCGGAGACGGUACCAUCAAGUUGUGGAAGCUUGGCGCUGAAGGGGAUGAUCAGGCGGCUGAAAACGACCGCGAACCCGGCCUUCAAGAACUGAUGUCACUUGGCGCCGACGAUGCGGAAUCAGUCAUGUCUCUUGCGAUUGACGGGUCUUUCCUGUAUGCUGGCAAGCUACAGGGAGUUAUCGAGCUGUGGGACUUGGACACCAAAUCCAAGUUGCGAGUGAUUAAGGGUCACAGGGGCGAUGUGAUGACACUACAGAUGGGUUGGGGCUAUCUAUUAAGUGCCUCUCGCUCUGGUUCUUCGAGUAAACACACCACUGCCCACUACGGCAAGUACCAAGACAAGCAGGUCGCGAAUAUUAGCCAAAAGUACCAGUGCGUGGCGCGCUGGAAGGCCCAUGAGGGCAAGGUCCUGUCAUCAGCAGUAACAACAUACAAUAACAGACAGUACUACAUCACCGGCGCCAACGACAAUGAUGUUGCCAUCUGGCACAUUGACUGCUCACAGUACGAGGAUCAACAAAGGGAGGUGGAGGAAGCCAACGAUGUCAUGAUCAAGACUCUUGGAGAGUUUGUGUCCUACCGGACAGUGUCAUCACGCCCAGAAUUCGCAGAGGAUUGCCGAAGAGGUGCAACGUUUCUCGGAUCCUUGUUCAAGAGGCUUGGCGGUCAUGUCGAGAUGCUGAGCACGGAAAGCAGUCCCCAUAACCCCGUUGUCCUCGCCAAGUUUGACGGCGUUUUGGAGCCGGCUGAGAAGCGGAAGAAGAUUCUGUUUUACGGUCACUACGAUGUUGUCCCGGCAGAUACCAAGAAGGGCAAGUGGGAGACGGACCCGUUCCAGAUGAAGGGUGUCAACGGAUAUCUCUACGGCAGAGGUGUCAGUGACAACAAGGGCCCGAUCAUGGCUGCGUUGUUCGCUGUAACGGACUUGCUGCAAACCAAGAAGCUUGCCAACGACGUGAUCUUUUUGAUCGAAGGAGAGGAAGAAUCGGCUUCUCGCGGGUUCAGGGAGAUUGUUCGCAAGAACAAGGACCUUAUCGGCGACGUCGACUACAUCCUGCUUGCCAACAGUUACUGGCUCGACGAUGAGGUCCCCUGCCUGACCUACGGUCUGCGCGGUGUCCUUCACGCCACUGUCUGCAUCGACUCACAUUUGCCCGACCAGCAUUCUGGUGUAGACGGCUCCUACAUGAACGACGAACCCCUGUCGGACCUUACUUCCACGCUGUCAAAGCUAAAGGGCCCCGGCAACAAGGUGCUCAUCCCCGGCUUCUACGACGACAUCCUCCCGGUCACGGCCGAGGAGGAGACGCGCUACGAUGACAUUGCGUCAACGCUCAUGCGCCAGAACCCAGAAAAGGGGCCCGCCGACAAGCUCAAGGCGGCGCUGAUGGCGCGCUGGAGGGAACCCAACUUGACGAUCCACCGGUAUAAGGUAUCAGGACCGGACGGCAGCCUGGUCAGCAGCCACGCGAGUGCUAACAUCAGCUUGCGUCUGGUGCCGGGCCAGGAGGUCAACGACGUCAUCGCCUCGCUGGGCUCGUACCUCGAGAGCGAGUUCGCGCACCUCGAGUCCAAGAACUCGCUGACCAUCAAGAUUGACAACAAAGCCGAGCCGUGGCUGGGUGAUCCCACGAACGCCAUUUUUCAGACGCUCGAGGAGGCCAUCAUGCAGUCGUGGUCGUCCGUGUUCGAGGGCGGAGAGACCGCGGGCGGCAGUGCCGGGGCAGAGCCGGUCGAGACGACGGACACGAAUACGCAGAAGCCCAAGAAGCCCCUGUACAUUCGCGAGGGCGGCUCUAUUCCCGCGAUCCGUUUCCUCGAAAAGGAAUUUGGCGCACCGGCCGCGCAUCUGCCUUGCGGACAGUCCUCGGAUUCAGCGCACUUGGACAAUGAGAGGUUGAGAGUCCUGAACCUCCUCAAGAGCCGGGAAAUCAUCGGGUCCGUGUUUGCUCGUUUGUAG